Messenger RNA from Mollisia scopiformis, 1035 nucleotides. RefSeq lists its product as uncharacterized. The transcript has 2 exons. NCBI's taxonomy places the organism in Eukaryota, Fungi, Ascomycota, Leotiomycetes, Helotiales, Mollisiaceae. The record is from RefSeq and is a predicted model, not a curated record. Bases 149 to 706 code for a protein of 185 amino acids.
GAUCAACCCAAGUCCUCUGUAUCGUCUCUGACAGAUCUCUGACAGUAACAUACACUUCCAUUGGAGAAGCGCAAUUUCACCAUCGAGAACAGCUUUUUCGACAUCACGAGCUGUCGCAAGAACAUUUUCGCUCGAGAGCAGACUCACAAUGGGCUCUCCAUGGAGCUCAUUAGUAGCAUCUAUAGGACAACAGUCCCGCCACGAAUCAUCGAACUCGAACACAGGUCAAAAUCAAGACAACUCUACCACUUACGACACAAAUCGUGCAAAAGCAGGAUUCGAACAAAUGCGUGCCAGCCAAGAUCCCAACCUCACGACAGAGCAACGCAUCGACGCCGAAAUGGCAGCUCUUGACACUAUUCUCUCUUCGAAAUUCAGCUCAGAGAAUGGAUUCUUCCUUGUUAAAGACAUCAAGAGGACAAGGCAGUUGUUGACGAAAAGCGGUCACGUGGUACCGGAUACUCACGUGCGUCUUAAUGCUGCCAGAAUGGUUGGGCAAGGACACCUCAGGGCGGUUCAUUUAUAUGCGCAUCCGUACAAGGAUUUGACUAUUGAAGAUGUCAUGUUGUGUUUGAUUGCGGAGGCGCGAGCGAUGGAGGCGAAAGAGGAACAAGGGGUUUUUACGGCUGCGAGUUUGGGCUUUGAGGUCACGUUUGGUCAAUUCGAUGGAACUCCUGUUGGUCACCCUAGUCCUCCUGGUUCGUAGAUGGGUUGGAAUAUCAAAAGGAGAUCCAUAGGGUUUGGAUGUUGAGAAGGCGAUUUUUGAAUUGCGACCUGGUAUAAUACUGUCUGCGUGAAAAAGGGUGUCGUCUGCUCUGCGUUUAGAUUGAACCUUAGGAACUAUAGCAACUUGUUGCUUACAUGACUCGACUCGCCGAAUUGACCUCGCAGUCUCUCGUGAAAGAGGUAAAUGGAGUCAAUUCUCUCUUUCUCGAGUGCCACACCGACAUAACUGAUAUGAAAAUUGCCGUGGGGAAAGUGAUGGAGUGAUUAUUUAGUAUCUCUCGCAAAUUAAUAUACUCGUACUUAUUGUCG